AUUGUUUAUUAAUUUGAAUGCCGCCUCUGAAAUUUUAUUAAUGUUAUAAAAAGUUCUUUCUAUCGUCAGUCAGUGAAUACAAUUUAAAUAUAAUCACUAAAGAUAAAAUUAAUUAAGUUUGGUCCACUCAUUUUUAGAUCAUCAACAAGGAGAGAGAUCAAAGAAGAAAACAAAUAUCUCCAACACAAAAUGGAUUUGAAGAUUCAAGAUGAGAAAAUAACUUCAAUUCAAUCAAAUGAAGUAUUAGAAGUUGAUUAUAACUUGCAUAAUAUUGCAAAAAAGCCCCACAAGUUUAUAGGUGUUCGAAAACGUCCUUGGGGAAAAUAUGCAGCUGAAAUUAGGGAUUCAACAAGGAACGGAAUUAGGGUUUGGCUUGGAACAUUUGAUACUGCUGAAGAAGCUGCUUUGGCUUAUGACCAAGCCGCGUUUUGCACAAGAGGUCCUUCAAUUUGCUUGAAUUUUCCAGUGGAAAAAGUGCGCGAUUCGCUAACAAAAAUGGAAUGUAGCUACUUGUUGCAAGAUGGAUUGAUGUCACCAGCUGAAGCCCUAAAAGAAAAACACAAGAAGAGAUCAAGAAAAAUUAAAAAUGUUAAAGAAGAAGAAAAUGUGUUGAUAUUUGAAGAUUUAGGUGCUGAUUUAUUAGAUGAAUUAUUAUCUGAAUACUCUUCAAGUUCAAAUUAAUGUACAAAUUUCUACAUCUAGUAAAUCUCAAAAAAAAAAAGUAUGUUGAUCCUUAUUCAUGCUUUUCCAUUUUUCUUUUUAAUUAAUUGAAACGAUAUAGAAUAGAUUAGAAUGGUCUGUAUGCAAGUAUGACAUGUACAAAAUCGAUUGAGAAAUGAAG
Molecule: messenger RNA, 841 nt
Organism: Solanum pennellii
Lineage: Eukaryota; Viridiplantae; Streptophyta; Magnoliopsida; Solanales; Solanaceae
Product: ethylene-responsive transcription factor 1B-like
Exons: 1
Coding region: 190-681 (163 amino acids)
Biological process (GO): ethylene-activated signaling pathway; regulation of DNA-templated transcription
Molecular function (GO): DNA binding; DNA-binding transcription factor activity
Source: RefSeq, a predicted model, not a curated record